CGUAACUCGGGCUGUAGCGCGAAGGGGGAAUGUCGGCUCGUGAAUGAUCGGUGGUUGAGGCGGCAGGAAAGCGUUAACGUUAUGGCUCAACAAAAGAACCUGGAUGGAUAUGUUGGCUUUGCAAGCCUUCCCAACCAAGUGUACAGGAAGUCUGUCAAGAGAGGCUUCGAGUUCACCCUGAUGGUCGUGGGUGAGUCGGGACUGGGCAAGUCGACUUUGAUCAAUUCCCUGUUCCUAACAGACCUGUAUUCAGCCGAGUAUCCCGGACCUUCACACAGAAUCAAAAAGACCGUACAGGUGGAGCAGUCUAAAGUGUUGAUAAAGGAGGGUGGUGUCCAGCUGCUGCUCACAAUAGUUGACACCCCGGGGUUUGGAGAUGCUGUCGACAACAGCAACUGCUGGCAGCCGAUCAUCGACCACAUAGACAGCAAGUUUGAGGACUACCUGAACUCAGAAUCACGUGUGAACAGGCGACAGAUGCCCGACAGCCGAAUCCACUGCUGCCUUUAUUUCAUCGCCCCCUCCGGACACGGACUGAAGCCCUUGGACAUCGAGUUCAUGAAACGGUUGCAUGAGAAAGUCAAUGUCAUCCCGAUGAUCGCCAAAGCAGACACUCUCACCCCGGAGGAAUGCCAACAGUUCAAGAAGCAGAUCAUGAGAGAAAUCCAAGAGCACAAAAUCAAGAUAUACGAGUUUCCCGAGACAGAUGACGAAGAAGAAAACAGGCUGGUGAAGAAGAUUAAAGACAAGCUGCCGCUGGCUGUGGUAGGAAGCAACACCAUCAUCGAGGUGAACGGCAAGAGGGUGAGAGGCAGGCAAUACCCCUGGGGGGUCGCAGAAGUGGAAAACGGUGACCAUUGUGACUUCACCAUCCUCAGGGACAUGCUCAUCAGAACUCACAUGCAGGACCUGAAGGACGUGACCAACAACGUCCACUAUGAAAACUACCGGAGCAGGAAGUUGGCCGCUGUCACCUACAACGGAGUGGACAACAACAAAGCUAAAGGACAACUGUCCACCAAACUUGACACAGUUGAAGGAAUGAGUCCUCUGGCCCAGAUGGAGGAGGAGAGGCGGGAGCAUGUGGCCAAAAUGAAGAAGAUGGAGAUGGAAAUGGAGCAGGUGUUUGAGAUGAAAGUCAAGGAGAAGGUGCAGAAGCUGAAAGACUCUGAAGCAGAGCUUCAGAGGCGUCACGAGCAGAUGAAGAAGAACCUGGAGGCUCAGCACAAGGAGCUGGAGGAGAAGAGGCGCGUCUUCGAGGAGGAGAGGGUAAACUGGGAGACCCAACAGAGGCUGGAGCAGCAGAAACUGGAGGCCUCCAGGACUCUGGAGAAAAACAAAAAGAAAGGCAAGAUCUUCUAAAGACACUCUGCAGGACCCCCCCCCCCCCCCCCCCCCCCCCACCUUGAGUUGUUUCUGUUUGCCAACGAUGCCGGUCAGAACACCAGCGUGUGGACCUGACGUCACCAUCCCUUCUCUCCCCCAACCUCCCCCGUGCUCCACCUUCUCCCAGCCACUAGAGGGAGUACGGGGGGGGGGGGCAUUUUUUGCUUUUGUAAGAGGUGGAGGGGGUCUGCGUGUACAGCCAGAACCGCCCGACCCGCCUCAGGACUCCUCGUCACCAUGAUCAUGGAAUGUGUUAACGACAGAAGAAGACAAAAUCACCCCCGCUUCUGUAAGGCCAAACUCCUCUUGUUUUAAUUCUUAUUGACGUUAUUAGUUUUAACAAAAUACUGCCCCCACGUCCACCUCCUGCUCGUUCUUUCAUCCCCACCGUUGCUUUGAAAUGACCGGCGUGUACAGAUUUAUGGAGAGCAAAGUCCCAAACGAAAUGCUCGCGCGUUGUUUUUGACCGUUGUACAAUCAGUUUCUGUUGGAUUUUAUGUUUACAGGAAGAAAAAAACGCAACAGUGUUUGGAAAAUUUGACCCAAACUCGUGCAUUAAUGAACUAAAUCUUCAUGCUUUGAUUCGAGAACCUGAAACCUUCACGCUGUCAGUGCAGCUGCUUAAAAUGUCAACAUAUAAUCUGAGAUAAAACAAUAAAACGCACCUCGGGCCUUUUUAUAAACUUACCAAAAACGGCUUAAGUUUGUUGUUGUUUUCUGAAUUGUAACAACUGUUUAGUUAUUUCUUCUAGCCUUGGACCACCAUUUAUAUUGUCGUAAGUGUUAUACUUCACUUUAGUUUAUUUUUAUAUAUAUAUGCCGAGCCAGCUGAAGUUCUUUUGUAUGUUUAGAUAAAAACCUCACAGACUGACAGCAGCGUCCUCUGUCCAACUUGUGUACAAGUCGUUCUGGAGGCUUUAAAUAAUAAAUAAAACGUACUCUGCCGAAACGGAUCAGUGGGAAAUGAAGAGCUG
Nematolebias whitei (Rio pearlfish) is the source of this 2360-nucleotide messenger RNA. RefSeq names its product septin 7b (gene septin7b). The coding region runs from base 82 to 1362 and encodes 426 amino acids. NCBI's taxonomy places the organism in Eukaryota, Metazoa, Chordata, Actinopteri, Cyprinodontiformes, Rivulidae. Gene Ontology annotation, biological process: cytoskeleton-dependent cytokinesis; cilium assembly. Gene Ontology annotation, molecular function: GTP binding; molecular adaptor activity; GTPase activity. The record is from RefSeq and is a predicted model, not a curated record. Gene Ontology annotation, cellular component: septin ring; microtubule cytoskeleton; cell division site. The transcript is spliced from 15 exons.